AGGAUCUUUCGUUGAAACGGACUAGUUUCCAAUGAAGUAUCUGAUAACACGAGAAUCCAAAUAGCCGAAAGAAUCAAAUGGAAUACAAUCGAAGCUCGAGAUCCGAAGGGUAACGUGGCCUCGAGAAAGUGAAACAGUGAUCUGUACAUCGCGAAACUUUCGCUCGGGAAAUCCUAAUUUCACGCACUACCGAUUGACGAUAUGGAUUUGGCAACGGAGCAACGAAAAGACGUGAGCCAGCUGGAGAAGAAAGAGGAGCAGGGGCAAACUGUACGGCUCCUGGAGUCGUGCACGACGGCAGAAGUGUGCCAGGCUUUGGGUGGAAACGACGAUAAGCUACUGACCGAGCUACGUAACAGGCUUCGAGAUUGGCUCACGUUACAGCCACAUCUCCCUCAAGAUAUGCCGGAGAGGAGAUUGGAACACUUCUUAAUCAGUACAAAGCUGAGUCUCGAGCGAGCUAAGCAGAGACUAGACUUGUAUUAUACGGUGAGGCGUCUCGUGCCGGAGCUUUUAGCCGAAAGGGAUCCACGCGGACCUGAUGUUGCGCAGUUUCGCCAAAUUUUCCAAUGGACCUGUCUGCCAAAAUUGACUCCGGACAAGUACAGAGUUACUAUAUUAAAAUGCAUCGAUGGAGAUGCCAGCAAAUUCCAUCCAUGGACGUUAUUCAAAUACACGUUCAUGAUCGCUGACGUGCGAAUUUCCGAGUGUCGUUGUCUCGGUGACAUUUAUAUCUACGACCUUGCCGGCAUUAAGAUUGGCCAUGUUACGAAACUGACCCCCGGUACUAUUAAGAAAGCCUUGGUGCUAGUGACGAAAGCCUACGGAUCUCGAAUAAAGGGAAUUCAUUUUAUAAACUCGCCGAGUUUCGUUGAUCGCCUUGUUACGCUGCUGAAAUCCGUCAUGAAGCCAAAACUAGCAUCACGAGUACACGUUCACUCGGUGAAUUCCACUUCGCUGUACGACGUCGUACCAAAAUCAAUAUUACCCGUUGACUACGGCGGCGAUCAACCUGCCAUGGAGCAAUUGUCUAAAAGUUGGGACGACAAAUUGUAUGAAUGGAGUGACUGGUUUCUGGCCCAGGAAAAAUGCAUUGUCAACGAGAAGCUUCGCUGCGGAACGACUGUGGAUGUUGACGAGUUAUUCGGCUUUUCUGGUUCAUUUCGAAACCUCGAGGUCGAUUGAAUCGCUACGAUUUCCCGAAUCUUGCAUUACCAAUGUACCCAGUUUUGAUGGGAGAGUUGUCGUAAGUUUGCUAAUGAAAAAUAAAGUCUAUGA
Molecule: messenger RNA, 1278 nt
Organism: Venturia canescens
Lineage: Eukaryota; Metazoa; Arthropoda; Insecta; Hymenoptera; Ichneumonidae
Product: alpha-tocopherol transfer protein-like
Exons: 7
Coding region: 202-1185 (327 amino acids)
Cellular component (GO): membrane
Molecular function (GO): phosphatidylinositol bisphosphate binding
Source: RefSeq, a predicted model, not a curated record